UUUUUUUUUUUAAUAUUUAUUUAUGCAUGCAAGAACUGGGGUGCAGGCCAGAGAUUCAGGGGGUGAGAGGAUUCACCAGAGUAGAGGGGGCAGCAGAACAAGCGGAUCCACUGAAAUACACUGCUGAGGGGAGCAGCAGGCGAGUCAGGAGAGGUCUGCUGCACCACGUGGGUAGCUCCCUGGCCGGGGAUCGAACUCGUGCUGCAGAGGCUUGGACAGCUUCGAGCACAGCCAUCGACCCUACCCCUAACCCUAGCCCUAAAGACGUGCCAUGAACCAGUGCUCGCUACUCACUGGCAUGCGCUUUCCUAUCUUCUAGUCCCUUCCAUUCCAAUGUUGAGUUAACAGUUUUCUGGACAACGUUGCUUAUGGCUCCGAGAAUGAUUUCAGGAAUCCAGGCGAUCACCUGCAAUUUGAAAGACAUCUCCAAAGCCCCAUUGAGUACCCUGACCAUGUCUUGUUUCACUGAAAUAGGAAAAAAAAAAAUAGGGUGCCUCGCACAAUUAGAUUGUUUUUUUAAACUUUUUUGUUAGUGUUUGUCGGUGUGCUAGGGCACAGUGUAAAAUGUAUUAACCUGAGAUGGAGCUAGCCAAGGUUUGAAGGGCACUGAAUUGGGUAAAGAGAUGACCACAAAAUCAGGAACUCUGGGAGACAUAGACUUGACUCUGGAGUUGGAUUUGGGGUGUAUAAUGAAUCCCAAUAUGAAGCAGAAACAAGAAGGAACCCAAGAAUAUGUGAAGAGAGAGCUCUUGGAUCAGGAAAUCUACAGGAAGAAUAGUCCUGUUCCAAGAAGAACUCUGAAGAUGAUUCAGCCUUCCGCAGCUGGAUCUCUUGUUGGAAGAGAAAAUGAGUUGGUUAAAGGCAUGUCCAAAAGGAAACAUUGGAAUAACCAGUUAAUAUCUAAGACUUCCAACUCUGGCGCUGUGACUGUCCCAGAACAUAGUGAAAAUAAAGAUCUUGGAGAAGUUACCCAAGAAGCAUUUGAUCUUAUGAUUACAGAAAAUCCAUCCUCUCAAUAUUGGAAAGAAGUGGCAGAAAAACGAAGGAAGGCUCUCUAUGAAGCGCUUAAGGAAAAUGAGAAACUUCAUAAAGAAAUUGAACAGAAGGACAAUGAAAUUGCCCGCCUGAAAAAGGAGAAUAGAGAAUUGGCUGAAGUAGCACAACAUGUGCAAUACAUGGCAGAGGUAAUCGAGAGACUGAGUGAUGAACCUCUGGCUAACUUUGAAUCACCGGAUAGUCAGGAAUUUGAUUCUGAAGAGGAAACUGGUGAGGAUUCUGAAGUGGAAGACUCAGAAACCGGUACAUGUGCUGAAGAAGUUGUAUCUUCCUCUACAGAUGCAAAACCCUGUAUAUGAAAUCCAGUAACAUUUGGCUUUUGAGACAUAUACUGCCAAAGUUUACCUCCACCAGAGUUCUUUGUAGCAGAGCAAAUAAUUGUAAAUGCAGACUUGGAAUCAAACUUCCUUGUUUGAAUCCUUGGGGCCCUGUUAUAUUAAAAUACAAAUACUAUGUAUUUUUAAUCUAUAAAGUUUUAUGUAAAUAGCAUUUUCUCAGUUGUCAGAUAUGACUUGUGUAUAUGAUAAAUAAACUUCAGUCCCUAUUGAGCAUUAUGUGUGUCUUAGAAGAAUGGUGGAUAAGAAGUCUAUGUAGAUAAUUUUACUGUUUCUAUGUUUGUAUUUUAGUUCUACUCCUCUGCUCUCAUGGGAGAAAUAGGAGAAAUUUUAUCCUCCUUAGACUGAGAUAGUUGAGGCUUAACUCCCAAACUUAAUUGGACCCCAAGACCACUGUUGGAAUUUACUGAUUUCUGAACCCCCAUGUCCAAAUAUUAGAUAUUUUUAUAGUAGUUUGUAUUGUGAAGUAUGAGAAUCAGGUUUCCAAAGCUCCCAGAGUGAAUCUGAUUAGCCAGGUAAAGGCCUGACUGGCCAGUAUAAUCAGACUCUUCUUAGAAACUUAAAAUGAUGAAAAUGAUGGUGAUAGUACUUUAGAGAAGCAAAGUGGGGGGCAGUUUAAAGUUGCAAUGAAGAGAUAGGCAGGAAUAGCUAAGUGUUCUGAAACAUACAUUACACAUAUAGUAUAGAUAUUGAAGGAAUGAGAAGAGCAGGGUUAAAUUAAUUAGGGAUUUCCUAUAUGUACUGUUAUGAAGAAAGAAAAGGACAAAAUAAAGGGGAAUUUUGCAAAGUAUACAGUCUUGGGAUUGAAUACCUUUGUAUAAAGUGACAAUAAAGAACAAUAUCAAGCUUUAAAGGAUUAUUUUAGGUAAGUUAUUUAUCCUUAUAGAACUUUGAUUUUCUUAUCUCUAGUAUUGAGAUAAAGUCUAUACCUCAGUGAUACUGUGAAAAAUAAGACUGUUCCUUCAGUGCCUGAACCAAAUAUUUAAAAAAAUGGAAGCCUUUUUAAAUCUUUAGCAACAUUGUCCAAUAAAACUUUGUGAGGCAUUAGAAAUAUCUGUGCUGUCCUGUAUGAAAACCAGGUAGCCGUAUGUGGCUAUUGAGCUCUUAAAAUAUGGCAAGCAUGUAGCCACUGGGACACCUCAGCUACAAGUGCCUGAAGAAAGCACCACCAGGGCCAUGCCCCUGUGCCAUCACACAGGGCAUUGGAAGAGGGACUGUACCACUCCAGAGAGGGAAGUGGUCAGCCCAAACCACAGGUCAGCUACCUCUACGUAGAACCUGGGGCAGAAGACCUUUUCUGAAGCAGCCCAGUGAUGAGACAGGCUCCCCUAUUUACUAUAUGGAUGAGCCUCAGGUGACCCUGGAAAUGGGGACCACUUACUCCGCCUUACCUUAUUCCAGUUCUCUUGACUGACCUACUGGUUAACUGUGCUCCUCACUAUCAUUGAUGGCCAUCCUAAGCCAGGACGCUUUACAGCACUUCUGCCCUGCUCAACACAAGGCCACGUGUUCAUACAUUGAUUUUUAGUCUCACCUUCCUGCCCCAUUCCUCUGUUAGGAUGGGACAUCAAGGCCAAAGCCCAAGCCAGUCUCCAAUUAGCAAAAUCCCCACAGCCACUGCUGGCCCUGUUAGUUGCCAAAGCAGGUGACAGGAAUAGUACAGAAACCUCAGAACUCGCUGAUACCCCCAUUCUGGCUAUAGCACCUCCAGCGAAAGAGGCGAGGGAACUGAAAAGGAUUUUAAUGUA
This is a messenger RNA of Talpa occidentalis (Iberian mole), 3139 nucleotides long. RefSeq names its product geminin DNA replication inhibitor (gene GMNN). The record is from RefSeq and is a predicted model, not a curated record. The transcript is spliced from 8 exons. Gene Ontology annotation, cellular component: nucleus. Bases 624 to 1355 code for a protein of 243 amino acids. Gene Ontology annotation, biological process: negative regulation of cell cycle; negative regulation of DNA replication. Lineage: Eukaryota; Metazoa; Chordata; Mammalia; Eulipotyphla; Talpidae.